Molecule: messenger RNA, 1688 nt
Organism: Rana temporaria (common frog)
Lineage: Eukaryota; Metazoa; Chordata; Amphibia; Anura; Ranidae
Gene: CLDN1
Product: claudin 1
Exons: 4
Coding region: 176-817 (213 amino acids)
Biological process (GO): bicellular tight junction assembly; cell adhesion
Cellular component (GO): bicellular tight junction; plasma membrane
Molecular function (GO): structural molecule activity
Source: RefSeq, a predicted model, not a curated record
AAUAAGGCUGCUAGUCAUCACAGUUCAUUUAGGCGUCGGACUAACCAGCUACUCAUCCACUUUUCUUAUACUAAGUUUGCAGACUAGUUUCAGCCUUAUUAUUAGAUAUUUAUUAAUACAACCGAGUAGAACUACUGUAUAUUCAAGCAGUAGCUAUACAUCCCUGUUGUAGAAGAUGGCCAAUUCAGGCUUACAACUUUUAGGAUUUGCCUUGGCUUGUAUAGGAUGGAUUGGCUUUAUAGUGUCCGUAGCUAUUCCCCAAUGGAAGAUGUCUUCGUUUGCCGGAGAUGCCAUCAUCACAGCACAGAUCACCUAUGAAGGCUUGUGGAUGUCCUGUGUCAUGCAGAGUACAGGGCAGAUGCAGUGCAAAUCCUACGACUCUCUUCUGAAAUUAAACAGCACUAUGCAGGCUACCCGGGCAUUGAUGAUCUGUGGAAUUCUUUUGGGCUUCUUUGCAGCUUGUAUUGCUGCAGUGGGAAUGAAAUGCUUAACCUGCCUUCAAGAUGAUGAGGUGAAGAAAGCCAGGGUUGGAAUCGUUGGUGGUAUUCUUUUCAUUAUUGCUGGGCUAUGUGUUCUUAUUGCAACAGCAUGGUAUGGAAACCAAAUUGCCAGGGAUUUCUACAAUGCAUUUACCCCAACCAACUCCAAAUAUGAAUUUGGGCCAGCUUUAUUUAUUGGCUGGGCUGGUGCUGCAAUGGCAAUCUUAGGAGGGGCCUUGCUUUGCUGCUCAUGUCCUAAAAGGGAAACUUCUUAUCCACCACCUAGAGGCUACCACAAAAAUGCACCUUCAGCACCUGCAGGAAAAGACUAUGUGUAAUUCACUCCACUGUGACUUGAAACUCUUCUUUCCAUAUGCCACCUUGAAUAUAACCCUCAAAUGACCAAUUUUUUCUGUGAACUGGUCCAAAUGUAUAUUCAUACAGAUGCAAGACAGUAAAAGUGCUGCAGGUCUGAAAUAUGUUACAAUACUUAAUUUCAUCUUUUGUUAUCAUUAUACAACAUAAUGCAGUAUAUAGAAAAUAUUGCAUAUAAUGCAUAGACAAUCAAAGGUCCCCUAGUAAUGAUAAACAAAUAUUACUGAAAACACAUCGAAAAGGCUGUUAAACCAUUUCUAGAUUAUUAAUAUUCAGAGUACCAAGCAGUAAUUACCAUACUAUUACACAGGUUUAUAAGUAUUAAGGACUUUUUUAAAUACUGGAAUCUCAAAGACAAGGUUGCAUAUUAAGGAGUUAGUGGUUUUGCAGUACAUUUUUUUAUAGUUAAACACAGUUAUGUAGCUAUUUAUAUCACUUAAUGAAAUGCUGUAUAAAUUGUCGACAUAAUUUCCUGAACUAAAGCCAGUGAGCCACAAUAGAAGCAUUGUUUUAGUUGUUCGAAUCUAAAACAGAAGCUGUUUUUUUAAAGAAUUUGUAUUUUAAAAAAAACAUUGUUUUACUUAAAGAACAUUGAAAAGCCUUGUAACAUUCAGCUAAAGUCCAAAACAGUUGACAGGCUUUUCUAAACGAAGAAUGUAAAGCUGAAUGUGACAUUGGUUAAAUCAUCCCUGUUAUGAGAAGAGCUUUUACAGUACCUAUCAUUAUAUACAAUAUAUGAAAGGAUGAAAACAAUGAAUAAUGUUGGAUCACAAGCAGAAUAGGCCAAGUCACUACUGUGUAAUUGCAAUAAUAAGGAACCCAAUUUCUUUCAAA